Aureobasidium musti is the source of this 969-nucleotide messenger RNA. The record is from the annotation of a GenBank genome assembly. Lineage: Eukaryota; Fungi; Ascomycota; Dothideomycetes; Dothideales; Saccotheciaceae.
AUGCGUGUCGCCCUUCGCACCCUCGCUCCUAUACAUGCUAGACCGCUAGCUGCUCAGAAACUCGUCCGUUCCGUAUCUUUACGCCAGCGAUCCACCGCUACCGAAUCAGCGACCGAGAAAUUGAGCCCGCGAUGGCUGGGAGACGUCAAGCAGAGAUUGGGGAAAUGCAUGACGUUUGGGAUGAAGCCUGAGCAAGUGGUCAGAGCAGGUGCCGUGCUAGAGACGGUAGCAAGAGAUUGGCGAGAAUUGGUUGCUGGUAGCGAGGGUUUCUUGACAUCAGAGAAUCGCAGAGGAUUCUAUCGACAUGCAGUUGUUUGGGGGGAGAUGGACAGUAUGNGUGAGUUUGCUCUGUCAACCACACAAAACUCGCUGGGCGCAGAACUGAUUCAUCAAAGGGGUGAGUGUCAGAGAAAGGGAAAGGACAGAACGGUAGAAACUGAGAGGACAAACAGCCAUGUCAACAACGUGAUGUACAACCGCUACGCCGAGUCCGCUCGCGUGAACUGGACGAGGAACUUUGCUGUGGACAUUGAUCCUCAGCACAGAAAAGAAUGGACCGAACUUAUGACGCCCAAGAGCCUGGGUUUGAUCCUGAGGUCCAUCACUACUAACUACAAGUUUCCCAUGAAAUGGCCCGAUCACAUUUCAGUGUACCACAAACUUGCCUCCGAACCGACAGCAGAAACCGACUCUUUCAUCUUGGACGUUAUCAUCAUGUCUGAGUUGCAGCAAAGGCCAGCAGCACGCUGUGUGGAAGACAUAGUUGUGUACGACUACCGAGUGGGUAAGAAGGCACCUCUCUUACCAUUCAUGGUAGAUGCCUUCCGGGAAACUUGGAAAUUGCAAGAGGAAGCAAAGAAAGAGAAUAGCGAGAAAGUCAAACGAUUGCUUGAAGAGGUUAGAGCACUUGAGAAAGAGACCUGGGAUAGGCCCGAUGCUGUCGAGGACAUGGGUGUUGCUGGGCCAUAA